AUGGGGUGCUGCUGCUCAUGGAUUCGUGGUCAUUGCACCGUGAAAUGCAGCAGCAUACGCCUCGGGUGCUGCUGCUCGUGGGUUCGUGGUCUUCGCACCGUGAAAUGCAGAAGCAUACGCCUCCUGAGCUGUGCUUGCUGUUGUUCAUGGAUCCGUGGCUUGUGCGGCAGGAAGAAGAGGGAGGCUGGGCAAGAGACAUCGACAUCAGAGAGAAAGAAAACAAAGAGGAAGUGGAGGCGCAAUUUCUGUGGCUGGACGUCACAUGAAGCGAAGGAGCCAUCAACAUCAGAGACAAAGAAAACAAAGAGGAAGUGGGGCCGCAAUUUCUGUGGCUGGACGUCACAUGAAGCGGAGGAGCCAUCGACAUCAGAGACAAAGAAGAAGAGGAAGAACGGGUGGGGCCGCAAUUUCUGUGGCUGGACGUCACAUGAAGCGGAGGAGCCAUCGACAUCAGAGACAAAGAAGAAGAGGAAGAACGGGGCGUCGAGCUCUGAGCCGGACAACAAAAGGUGGUUCAAGACCAAGAUUUGGAGAAAGAAGAAGGCCAAGAACAAACAGUUGGCAACCCUUGUGAAAGAGAUUUCACUCCCAAAUAGUCCCAAGGCCAGGGCUGCGGCAGGGGAAAUACUACGGAUCGGCAACCACAACAUUCCUAGCAGAGUGUUUACGUACAGUCAACUGUCAGACGCGACCAAUUCUUUCAGCCAGGAGAAUCUCCUGGGAGAAGGUGGCUUUGGAAGGGUGUACAAAGGAUACAUUCCAGAGACCAUGGAAGUCAUAGCGGUUAAGCAGCUGGACAAGGAUGGGUUGCAAGGAAAUCGUGAGUUCCUUGUCGAGGUGCUGAUGCUUAGCCUCCUUCAUCACCCAAACCUUGUCACCUUGCUCGGUUACUGCACCGAAUGUGACCAAAAGAUUCUAGUGUAUGAGUAUAUGCCACUCGGUUCUUUACAAGAUCAUCUCCUAGAUCUCACUCCAAAAUCUCAGCCGCUGUCCUGGCAUAUGCGGAUGAAGAUUGCAGUUGAUGCUGCCAGAGGCCUCGAGUACUUGCAUGAGGUAGCCAAUCCACCGGUGGUAUACCGUGAUCUCAAGGCAUCAAAUAUUCUCUUGGACGGGAACUUGAGUGCAAAGUUGGCAGAUUUUGGCCUUGCAAAGCUUGGCCCAGUCGGCGACAAAACUCAUGUCACCACAAGGGUGAUGGGCACGUACGGAUACUGCGCUCCCGAGUACGCCAUGAGUGGCAAGUUAACAAAGAUGUCAGACAUAUAUUGCUUUGGUGUAGUUUUCUUGGAGCUCAUCACUGGGAGGCGAGCAAUCGACACCACGAAACCAACUCGCGAGCAAAUUCUUGUCCACUGGGCAGCGCCACUCUUCAAGGAUAAGAAGAAGUUCACCAAGAUGGCUGAUCCAAAACUUGACAGCAAGUACCCCUUAAAAGGUCUAUACCAUGCACUUGCAAUUUCAUCAAUGUGCCUACAAGAAGAAGCAAGCAGUCGUCCACUAAUCAGUGAUGUGGUGACGGCCCUUACAUUUCUUGCUGAUCCAAACUAUGACCCUCCAGAUGACAUUGAACCUCUACCUAUAACAGUUCCCGAUUUCGACAGAGGAAUUAGCCUAGGCGAACCUGAAGAGGUCAAAGAAAAGUUUGAGGGAAAACAAGUAGAGGAUAGCUAA
Molecule: messenger RNA, 1671 nt
Organism: Triticum turgidum subsp. durum (durum wheat)
Lineage: Eukaryota; Viridiplantae; Streptophyta; Magnoliopsida; Poales; Poaceae
Source: the annotation of a GenBank genome assembly